Nematostella vectensis (starlet sea anemone) is the source of this 3418-nucleotide messenger RNA. RefSeq names its product phospholipid phosphatase 5. The transcript is spliced from 8 exons. The record is from RefSeq and is a predicted model, not a curated record. The coding region runs from base 26 to 862 and encodes 278 amino acids. Gene Ontology annotation, molecular function: phosphatidate phosphatase activity. Gene Ontology annotation, biological process: phospholipid metabolic process. Lineage: Eukaryota; Metazoa; Cnidaria; Anthozoa; Actiniaria; Edwardsiidae.
UCCCUGUGGUAUCGAGAGUUUAAAGAUGGCAGGCUGUCUGCUCAAUGGCGAAAGUCACGCUCAUUUAGCCAUAGAAGUCGCGGUGAGGCUCGUCUUGUUUAUAAUUUUCCUUUUUUUAGAAGAGGCGAAGCCAUUUAUAAGACUUAUCCAUGAUGAGGAAAUGUGGCUUUACAAGAACCCUCGCUCAACCAGUGAUGUCAUACCUACACCUACACUCUUUGCAAUAGUAUUUAUAGUACCAACCGUCACAAUAAUAAUUGUAUCUACUCUCAGAAAAGAUAAGCUAGAUGCCCGACAGGCUUUGUUAGGCUUAUAUUUGGCAUUGGCGCUAGAUGGAGUGAUAACAAAUAUUGUUAAAAUUAUGGUAGGAAGACCUCGCCCAGAUUUCUUCUGGAGGUGUUAUCCGAAUGGAGUCCCCACACGAGAUAACAAUUGUGACGGUGACCCGGAUGCUGUGAUGGAAGGGAGGAAAAGUUUCCCAAGUGGCCAUUCCUCAUGGUCUUUUUGUAGUCUGGGAUUCCUGUCUUUAUACCUGGCUGGCAAGCUCCAAUGUUUCAAUCUAAAUGGGCGUGGUUAUGGUUGGAGGGUGUGUCUUGCCGUCGCCCCCUUGCUUGGAGCAACAGCCAUAGCACUUACCAGAUAUUCGGACUACAAGCACCACUGGCAAGAUAUUACUGUCGGUUCCAUUUUAGGGAUGUCCAUUGCAGUGAUGUGCUAUCGGCAGUAUUAUCCCGCAGUAAAUCGAAUUCAUUGUGACCUACCAUACUGCUCCCUCCACCAAGUGAGGCAUGCGGACGAGCAUGUGUUACCGCUACACACUCCAGACCACAAGUCGCACCCUGCCGUAAUGAAACACUUAUAACACAUUGUGUUAGCGCUACAGCACUGCAGACCACAAGUCGCACCCUGGCGUGAUGAAACACUUAUAACACAUUGUGUUACCGCUACACACUCCAGACCACAAGUCGCACCCUGCCAUAACACAUUGUGUUAGCGCUACACAGUCCAGACCACAAGUCGCAUCCUGCCGUGAUGAAACACUUGUAACACAUUGUGUUACCACGUUACACACUCCAGACCACAAGUCGCACCCUGCCGUAAUGAAACACUUGUAACACAGUGUGUUACCGCUACACACUCCAGACCACAAGUCGCACCCUGCCGUGAUUAAACACUUAUAACACAUUGUGUUACCGCUACACACUCCAGACCACAAGUCGCACCCUGCCAUAACACAUUGUGUUAGCGCUACAGCACUGCAGACCACAAGUCGCACCCUGCCGUGAUGAAACACUUUUAACACAUUGUGUUAGCGCUACAGCACUGCAGACCACAAAGUCGCACCCUGCCGUGAUGAACCACUUAUAACACAUUGUGUUACCCCUACACACUCAAGACCACAAGUCGCAUCCUGCCGUGGUGAAACACUUAUAACACAUUGUGUUACCGCUACACACUCCAGACCACAAGUCGCACCCUGCCGUGAUGAAACACUUAUAACACAUUGUGUUACAGCUACACACUCCAGACCACAAGUCGCAUCCUGCCGUGAUGAAACACUUGUUACACAUUGUGUUACCACGUUACACACUUCAGACCACAAGUCGCAUCCUGCCGUGAUGAACCACAUUGUGUUACCGCUACAACACUCCAGACCACGAGUCGCACCCUGCCGUAAUGAAACACUUAUAACACAUUGUGUUAGCGCUACAGCACUGCAGACCAUAAGUCGCACCCUGCCGUGAUGAACCACUUAUAACACAUUGUGUUACCGCUACACACUCCAGACCACAAGUCGCAUCCUGCCGUGGUGAAACACUUAUAACACAUUGUGUUACCGCUACACACUCCAGACAACAAGUCGUAUCCUGCCGUGGUGAAACACUUAUAACACAUUGUGUUACCGCUACACACUGCAGACCACAAGUCACACCCUGCCGUGAUGAAACACUUAUAACACAUUGUGUUACCACGUUACACACUUCAGACCACAAGCCACACCCUGCCGUAAUGAAAUACUUGUAACACAUUGUGUUACCGCUACACACUCCAGACCACAAGUCACACCCUGCCGUGAAGAAACACUUGUAACACAUUGCGUUACCACGUAACACACUCCAGACCACAAGUCACACCCUGCCGUGAAGAAACACUUAUAUAACACAUUGCGUUACCACGUAACACACUCCAGACCACAAGUCGGACCCUGCCGUGAUGAAACAAUAACACAUUGCGUUACCGCUACAGCACUGCAGACCACGAGUCGCAUCCUGCCGUGGUGAAACACAUUGUGUUACCGCUACAACACUCCAGACCACGAGUCGCACCCUGCCGUAAUGAAACACUUAUAACACAUUGUGUUAGCGCUACAGCACUGCAGACCACAAGUCACACCCUGCCGUGAUGAAACACUUGUAACACAUUGUGUUACCACGUUACACACUUCAGACCACAAGCCACACCCUGCCGUAAUGAAAUACUUGUAACACAUUGUGUUACCGCUACACACUCCAGACCACAAGUCACACCCUGCCGUGAAGAAACACUUUUAACACAUUGCGUUACCACGUAACACACUCCAGACCACAAGUCACACCCUGCCGUGAAGAAACACUUAUAUAACACAUUGCGUUACCACGUAACACACUCCAGACCACAAGUCAGACCCUGCCGUGAUGAAACAAUAACACAUUGCGUUACCGCUACAGCACUGCAGACCACGAGUCGCAUCCUGCCGUGGUGAAACACAUAGUGUUACCGCUACAACACUCCAGACCACGAGUCGCACCCUGCCGUAAUGAAACACUUAUAACACAUUGUGUUAGCGCUACAGCACUCCAGACCACAAGUCACACCCUGCCGUGAUGAAACACUUAUAACACAUUGCGUUACCACGUAACACACUCCAGACCACAAGUCACACCCUGCCGUGAUGAAACACAUUGCGUUACCACGUAACACACUCCAGACCACAAGUCACACCCUGCCGUGAUGAAACACUUAUACCGCUACAUAAUUCAAACCACAAGUCGACAGUUGAAUGAUUAGUCGGAUAAAAAAAAUCCACACUUUUCCGGUGUUCACAGUUUUACUGUCCGCGCUGUAAGCAGUAAUGUUAACACAUUCUGUUACACACUGCGCAAUGCGCAUCCUGCUUUGUGUAGGUGUUCAAAAUGAAUGACAAUAUCAAUAUUCGAGAAAGUUUGUAUUGCAAUACAUCAAAUAUGACUUAAAAGUUUUAAAUAAUUUAUGUAUAAAACUAAGAUCUUACAGGAAAUAUUACAAGGGGAUGUAAACUUCAAAAUGUAACAAUAUAAAGUAAGAAACUUCAACAUACAAGAGUCGGAAAACAUGCUUGAAACCAUGUAUAUUAUUCGAAUUGUUUAAGCAACAUUAAAGAGAUUAUUUCAGAACAAAA